CAGCUGUUUUGUUUUGGUCCUCCUCCUGUCCAAGCUUAGCUCACGUCAGGGGCUCCUCAUCUGUUUGUGUUCUGCGGUCAGACUUUCCGGUGGCAGCUAAACGAAAUGAAGAAGUUUUUCGAUGACAUUAAGAAAGACAUCAAGUUUAAAUCUGCGGGACCUGGAAAGAAACUAACUGAAGAUGCCAGCCGUAACAAGCCCGAGGUGGUGCAGAGCAGCUCCACUGCCAAGAAGAAUCGCCACGCUCCCACCGAAGGAGCGCAGAUGGCUGGAGCUGCAGCCCUGGCCCGGAUUGAGCAGCAUCAGCGGCCGAAGGUCCACACCUCUCAGGACGCCAUCAGGAACCAGGUUAAAAGAGAACUGGAGGCAGAGGCGGCUGCACUGGCUGAAAAAGAAAAGGCAGCUGCAGCAGAGGGAUCCAAAGUGCCAGUGAAAGAUCCCGCCUGCCUCUCAGUGUCAGGUGUGUAUUUCACCUGUCCGCUAACUGGAGCCACUUUAACUAAGAGUGAGAGGGAAGUACACAUUAAAGAGGCCAUUUUAAUGCGGUUUGAGGAGGAUGCAGUUGAGGCGUCUGUUAUGAUGGUCCACACAUUUAACAAAGACAGAGAGAAAGUGAAGGUUGCUGUGGACAUCAUGAGCAAGUAUGUUGACAAUAUAUGUAAGAAUCCCACAGAGGAGAAAUACAGGAGGAUUAAACUCAGCAACAAGGUGUUCCAGGAGAAAGUUCGUUGUGUGGAGGGCAGCAGAGAGUUCCUGCAGGCCUUGGGCUUCAUUAGCGUUACGUUUCCUGUAGAAGGUCAAGAGGAGGAAGAGGAGUUCCUGGUGUUACCGGAGCAAAGUCCCGAUGACCUGGAGUUGAUGAAGGAGCGGAGGGAUCGUCUCCAGAGAGGAGAGCCAGUCCGAGCUCAGCUGGACAGGCAGCCUCAGGCGUUCAGACCUUCUCCCAACGCCCAACGCUUUGAGCUGCCGCCGGAGUUCUACAACCUGACAGCGGAGGAGCUCAAGAAGGAGCAACAGCAGAGGAGUGAGAUGGUGGAGAAGAACGCCAUGCUGCGCACUAAGGCCAUGAGGGAGAAAGAGGAGCAGAGGGAGAGAAGGAAAUACAACUACACCCUGCUCAGGAUCAGACUGCCCGAUGGAAACCUGCUACAAGGAACUUUUUAUGCGUGGGACCGGCUGCCUGUGCUGUUCGGGUUUGUACGGGAGUCCUUGGUGGAUGGGUGGCAGCCCUUUGAGCUCAUUGCACCUGGAAGUCAGAAACUACAAGAGUCUGAAGAAGUUGCUCUUGCAGAGUGUAACUUGGUCCCUGCAGCUCUGCUCACAUUUGCCUGGGAUGCAGCUGUGCAGGCAGAUAUUGCAGCUGCAGGUGGAAAGAGCCCCUCCCUCCUCAAACCAGAGCUGCUGGAUACCAUUCGGACCCUGAGCUGAGCGGACACUCUGAACUCCCCCUGCUACCUCCCCUCCUCUGUAGUGCUACCGGGUUGGAAUUGCCCCUUUUACAGAUGACUAGCGAUAAGUUUAUUUUAUAAUGUCAGUCAGUAGCAGUGACAGAUAAGGGGCAACUUCACCCUAAUGCGCUUGUUUUGCUGAGCACACCCUUCUCUCUAAACGUGGGGAUAAUGUCACACUACAGACGAUCUCAGCAGCAUAUUGUGUUGAGGGAAGUGUUACUAACAAACAUAAGGAAGGAAGCAAGAGACAAGUAUUGUUUAUUUAUUGUUUUUGUUGCAUCCUGAAUGUACAUGCUGUGCAGUGAACAGACUGUGGCAUCAGUCCCCUGUGCUCUGCAACCAACAGUCAGGUAUAAGUCACGUGGCAUGUCGAGAGACCUCGUUUUAACUGUGUCAACACUUCCUCACCCUUUUUUGAAGUAAACGGUCCAUUUACCAGAUUAACAGUGUACACAUUUGGCUGUACAGGCAUGUAGAAGAAAAUAGUGAAGCCGUGUAACUCCGAUCAGAUACUGUUGUAUUGGAUAUCUCAGCACCUAGCUUCUAUAAUUUUAAAAGCGGCAGGGUGUCUGUGCACUGACUUGAAAUGCAGUUAGCUUUUGUUUGGUUCAGUGUUUUGGUGGUUGUCCGGUCUGAUUUGGUGUGAUGAGUCUAGCCUGCCGUGUGUCCCGGCACUCCGUGGAGUUGUACAACAAACUUCUCUGGUUGCUUCGAUAAUUACAUUUUUUUCACCCCUCUCUUUCUGGUUAAUUUCACUGAAGAUUGACACGUGCUGAUGAUGUGAUGGAGAUUCUAAUACCAAAAUAUUUUCUUAUUUUACCAGUUUUAAGCACAUUUUGAGGAUUAUUUAAAACUUUUAUAAAACACUUUCAGUAGAAAGUGGGCUCUAAAUGUAAAAUGGUAAAAAAAAAAACAACUCAAACAUUGUUUUGUUCACACUACUCAAGUGAUAAAUAGUUUAAUUGUAGAGGCUCACUGCAAAUGCUUCAUGUUGUUCUGGCAUGCAGGCAGGCAUGAAUUCGUUUUAAUAAUGGUCGUUAAAAUAAAUUUUGAGUCUUGUAUUUGUCUGUAUCAAUUACAUUUCCUGGAGAUAAAAAGGGUCUAUUUCAGACAUGGUGGGAGGAUAUGAAAAGGCAAUUCAUAGCACCUUCCAGCCCCCUAAAUCCAGCUGGGAAACAAGACUGAAGCUUUAAAUGUACCGACAUUGUGUUAAAUGUCUUAGGUCCGCCCUUUCCAUUGAAAGUUAAUACAUUUAUUUUGGUAGUGGUUUCAGCUGUACAUGAACCUAAGCCAGGUAAAUCUGUAAAAAGCUAAUUAUAGGAUCCCCUGCUUGUGGUUGGUCAAGUUGACAACAACCUACCUACCUCUCACUGCUAAAAAUUUCCAGGUGAGUUGUACACACGAGGAACAAAAAUAGAUAUCUUAAAAGGUUGUUGUUUUUUUCAAUAUACAUCAUUGUCUCCACUUAAUAGAUGCACACCAAAAAUAAAACAUAUUGUAACUGCUGGGUUGUCAUUUGAGGUAAGGCCAAGUCAGCUGUAAGCAACAUUUCUGCACUCCUCUGCUGUCUCAUUCAGCCUGUCCACAAGUAUUUACUGGGAGUAUGUAAAUGUUUUAGCAGCAUUGUAACCUUAUUAAAAGAAUCCGUGAGCAGUUGUGAUCUGUCCAGACCUUCUGAGUUGUGUUCUGUAAUUUAUAACCUGCCUGUAAUAAAAAUCGCUUGCGCUGCAUCUUAA
Micropterus dolomieu (smallmouth bass) is the source of this 3187-nucleotide messenger RNA. RefSeq names its product UBX domain protein 6 (gene ubxn6). The record is from RefSeq and is a predicted model, not a curated record. Lineage: Eukaryota; Metazoa; Chordata; Actinopteri; Centrarchiformes; Centrarchidae. Gene Ontology annotation, cellular component: cytoplasm. The transcript is spliced from 11 exons. Bases 106 to 1428 code for a protein of 440 amino acids. Gene Ontology annotation, molecular function: protein binding.